AUAGAAUAUAUAACCACCGUAAACCUUUGAGGAUCGGCUCUUUUCCUUAGCUGCUACCGGCCGUUUCUUUCAUCCUGGAAUCUUUCUUUCCAACUCUCAAAUUGUUGGCCAAAGAUUUAAUCAGAUUGUCGUUCUGCAUCCUUUAACAAGUUGAGAGUUUUAAGAAGAGCUUACCGGAGGACGUUAUCAAGGUGCCGCACUUAUUUGAGUAAUUUGAGUUCAGCUCCUAACAGGUGCCUUACGAAAAUGAGGAGAACCCGUGGUCGUCCAGUAGGUGGCAGCAAUGCUCAAGGAAGCAGUAAUGAGCAAGGAAACAAUCACGAGCAAGAUUUGGCAGGUAUUGUAGCGCAACUUCAAAGGCAAUUGCAGGAGCAGCAACAAACUAUUGACCGAUUGACCGCGAACAAUCAAAGGGGCGGUGGUGAAGGAGGAAAUGCUGGAGAUAAUCAAGCUAGGAGGAAUGGAGCACCGAGGCGAGAACCACUAAUGAUAACUUGGAGGAAGAUCAAGCCCGCAGAUUUUGAGGGGGGUCCCGACCCUCUAGCUGCUCAGGGAUGGCUGAAGACCAUUGAAGGCAUUGCUAAUGGUUUGGAAUUAGCAGAUAAUGACAAGGUUCGAUGCGCGUCUUAUAGCCUCACCAUGGAUGCUCGAAUAUGGUGGGAGACUGUGGAAACAAGGUAUAACGUUGCGCAGAUGACAUGGGAGCAGUUCAAAGAGGAGUUCACCAACCAGUAUUUCAAUGCUAGUGUCACACGUAAGUACCAGGAUGAGCUUCAGAAUCUACGUCAGGGAACCAUGGAUGUAGCAACCUUGGCGGCACAAUUUCAGAGACUACUACGUAUUUGCCCUACAGCUGCUCCGACAGAGAGGGAUAAGGUGAAGUUGUUCCUGAAAGCCCUUAGGAAGGAUAUAGCAGUUCACUUGGAGAACGGUAACCAGACCCCAGCUACAUUAGUUGACUGUGUCCUUAUAGCGAGUCAAAAGGAGUACUACCUCCCUACCGAUCCAGUGCCCGCUCAGCCGCAACAUGUGCCUUUACAGUCGCAGAAUCAACCACAGGGAUACACGAACAAUUCAAAGAAUAACAAGAAGAGAAGCUUUAAGGGCAGUGAUGGCAAGGGAGUUGGACGUCAUCAGGAGCGACAAAAUAAACAGAUGAAGUUUCCGCAGUGUGCGAAUUGUGGCCGUAAUCAUCCAGGCCAAUGCAGAUUGGGUUCGAGAGCUUGCUUCACUUGUGGCCUUGAGGGACAUAUGUUCAAAGAUUGUCCAAGAAAGAAUCAGCAAGGCUACCAGAUCACUCAGAUGCCGAGGAAUCCAGCACCUUCAGCGGUUGUCCAUAAUAUGCAGGCUUAUCUAGAAGGACCAUCCAUCCAGCAAGGACGUCUUGAAGCACCACCAGAGGCCCCGGUUGCUAGAGUGUUCACAAUCUCAAGGGAAGAGGCAUCGAUAAAUCCUGGCGUGGUCACAGAUACUAAAGGUAAGGCCAAGGCCUAGGAAGGUGAUGAGAGAGUGGAACGCGUGCCAAGACGAGUUACGGGGACGACCUUGGCGGCUUCCAG
This is a messenger RNA of Cuscuta epithymum, 1559 nucleotides long. The record is from the annotation of a GenBank genome assembly. Lineage: Eukaryota; Viridiplantae; Streptophyta; Magnoliopsida; Solanales; Convolvulaceae.